AUGUCAGCAUUCAACGAUUACUGCGUAGUGUGCCAGCGUCUCAUCGACGGCUCCAGCACACUUUACUGCUCGCAGGCAUGCUGUGGGCGCGACGUGGGCUCCGAGCGGCGCAAGAGCGUGGUGGAGAGCCUGGUGGCCACUCCGCAGCUGUGCCCCGUCGAUUUCGAAGCCGGCAACGAUUCCGAGGAUGAGGACCUUCCGGAUCUCGACUACAAUGCCACGGUGCCGACAACGCUAAGCUCUCCGAGAGCUAUUGAAAAGGGAGGCCAGGACGGCUACUUCUCGCUGGUUUCCGAAAUGUACCUCGAUCACACUGCAGAAGAUAACUACAAGCUGUGGCUGAACGCCAGGGCCCUAUGA
Messenger RNA from Lachancea dasiensis, 360 nucleotides. Lineage: Eukaryota; Fungi; Ascomycota; Saccharomycetes; Saccharomycetales; Saccharomycetaceae. The record is from the annotation of a GenBank genome assembly.